Molecule: messenger RNA, 1330 nt
Organism: Pongo pygmaeus (Bornean orangutan)
Lineage: Eukaryota; Metazoa; Chordata; Mammalia; Primates; Hominidae
Gene: KLK8
Product: kallikrein related peptidase 8
Exons: 7
Coding region: 497-1279 (260 amino acids)
Biological process (GO): neuron projection morphogenesis; proteolysis; memory
Cellular component (GO): secretory granule
Molecular function (GO): serine-type endopeptidase activity
Source: RefSeq, a predicted model, not a curated record
CACAGCCUGUGGCUCCGCCCCAAGGAACCACUUAUACAAAAUAGCUCCGCCCCUCGAAAUUUUGCCCAAUGGGACUUCCCCUCGGGACUCCACCCCUUGUGGCCCCGCCUCCUUCACCAGAGAUCCCGCCCCUCGUGAUGUCAGGGGCGCAGUAGCUCCGCCCACGUGGAGCUCGGGCAGUGUAGAGCUCAGCCCCUUGUGGCCCCGUCCUGGGCGUGUGCUGGGUUUGAAUCCUGGCGGGGACCUGGGGGGAAAUUGAGGGAGGGUCUGGAUACCUUUAGAGCCAAUGGAUGAUUUUUCAGUAAACGCGGGAAACCGCACCUUCUUUCUGCCUGAGCUGUGAGAUGAGUGGAGGGCAAACGGGUGGGCGGUGAAGGGCAGAUGAGGGAACCGGUACCGCCUUGCAACUCCCCCUUAAACCCCUAAAGACCUGCCUUUCUUCGGUUCCCGGUUACUGGCAGCAGCCGCCUCCUCCCACAAAAGAUCAGACCUCACCAUGGGACGCCCCCGACCUCGUGCAGCCAAGACGUGGAUGUUCCUGCUCUUGCUGGGGGAAGCCUGGGCAGGACACUCCAGGGCACAGGAGGACAAGGUGCUGGGGGGUCAAGAGUGCCAACCCCAUUCGCAGCCUUGGCAGGCGGCCUUGUUCCAGGGCCAGCAACUACUCUGUGGCGGUGUCCUUAUAGGUGGCAACUGGGUCCUUACGGCUGCCCACUGUAAAAAACCGAAAUACACAGUACGCCUGGGAGACCACAGCCUACAGAAUAAAGAUGGCCCAGAGCAAGAAAUACCUGUGGUUCAGUCCAUCCCACACCCCUGCUACAACAGCAGCGAUGUGGAGGACCACAACCAUGAUCUGAUGCUUCUUCAACUGCGUGACCAGGCAUCCCUGGGGUCCAAAGUGAAGCCCAUCAGCCUGGCAGAUCAUUGCACCCAGCCUGGCCAGAAGUGCACCAUCUCAGGCUGGGGCACUGUCACCAGUCCCCGAGAGAAUUUUCCUGACACUCUCAACUGUGCAGAAGUAAAAAUAUUUCCCCAGAAGAAGUGUGAGGAUGCCUACCCAGGGCAGAUCACAGAUGGCAUGGUCUGUGCGGGCAGCAGCAAAGGGGCUGACACGUGCCAGGGUGAUUCUGGAGGCCCCCUGGUGUGUGAUGGUGCACUCCAGGGCAUCACAUCCUGGGGCUCAGACCCCUGUGGGAGGUCCGACAAACCUGGUGUCUAUACCAACAUCUGCCGCUACCUGGACUGGAUCAAGAAGAUCAUAGGCAGCAAGGGCUGAUUCUAGGAUAAGCACUAGAUCUCCCUUAAUAAACUCACAACUCUCUGGUUC